GGAAAGGGAGGUACUUGUACUGUAAACAAUGGAUGUGUCAUAUAUCGAAGUGGAUAUUUCCUUUCAGUAAGCUACAGCUGGGAUACCAUAUACCAUAUAUUGAGAUGAAUUAAACAUGUAUUCGAUAUAUAAUGAUAGCUAUCUAUCCAUAAAUUGCUGUUUGUAUAUACGGUUUAGGUUUGUAUUAACGUUACCCAACAAAGUACCCCCCACCGCUACUGAACGGUUUAGCCCAAAUCGAACCGCAAGCCAGCUGUGGUCUUGGACCUUUAAAAAUACUAAAGUGCCGUCAGCUAAUUAGACUCAACCUCCUUUACAAACGACUCUUUUGGUGUAUAACCUAGUCUCCCACAGCGGAGACGUAAAAAAGCGCUAUCCCACCAUGCCUGGGAAUGAUGAGCGGCCCACCUCCAUGUCCACCACUGUUAGCGAGGAUGCCAGCAGCGACGCUGAGUCGUCAUCGGACCGCUGUAACAGCAUCACGUCUGCCAGCGACUUUGACUGCUCCCGCCAAAGCUUCACCAGUGACUGCUCCAGCAGCAAGCACAGCUCGCCCUCAUCCAGCCCGCCCAAAACUAUAACACUGGAUGAUGUCAUUUCUUCUGCCCGGGACCUGUCCAACCUGACCCUGGCCCACGAGAUCAUUGUCAACCGUGACUUCCAUGUGGAGCAGCCCCACCUACCUCAGAACAGUUUGGAGAAGCAAGUCAAAUAUAUAGUUCACAAGGCUUUCUGGGAUGGCCUGGAGUCUGAGCUGAAUGAUGACCCACCAGAGUAUGAGCACGCCAUCAAACUGCUGGAGGAGAUCAGAGAGAUCCUGUUGUCGUUCCUGAGCCCGGGAGCCAAUCGGCUACGGACUCAGAUCCUGGAGGUGCUGGACAUGUAUCUGAUUCGCCAGCAGGCGGACAAGGAAGCGGUGGACAUACACGGCCUGGCCUCUUACAUCAUCACCAUCAUGGGCAAGCUGUGUGCCCCCGUCCGUGACGAUGAGGUCAAGAAGCUCCGCGAGAGCCCCGACAAUGUUGCGUCAAUGUACAAGGAGAUCUUCCGGGUGCUGGACCUGAUGAAGAUGGACAUGGUGAACUUUACCAUCCAGAGCCUGCGGCCCGAUCUGCAGAGGCAGUCAGUGGAGUAUGAGAGGGCCAAGUUCCAGAGCAUCGUGGAGAAGACUCCCAGUGCAUUGGACCAUACCACUGAGUGGAUCAAGUCCUCUCUGGAGGAAGUGCUUUUCUCCAUGCCAACCGUGGAGCAGCCCAACGGCCAUGGGAAGGUGGGGAAAGCCCUGCCAAGUCCCCUCCUGGUCUUCAACAGUGGAUUCAUCUGCCUCCUCACCUGGGACUACCACAAGAGCCCACUGCCUGAAACCCUGAUGACAGACGAGGUGCGUCUGCGGGAGCUCCAGCGGAGGCUCCAGCUGCUAAAGGCCGUGGCCUCCGUGCUGCUCAUUGUCUACAGCGCCAUCGGAGGGCCCAUCUCGGGGCUGCCCACACUGGCCGAGCGCCUCAAGAGGAUGACUAGCGUGCUCCUGGAGGGCAUGCACCUCCCGGACUUUAACCUGUCAGAGGCUCUGGGGAACGUCAGUGGUCAGAUCUGCUGUGAGCUCAACAAGUCCCUGACUGAGAGGAACUACCCAGCCUUGCCCCCAGAACUCCAGGUCACACUCAAGGGCCAGAUCACCAGCAUCACCCAGGAAAACAACCCUAUCCGCAGUCUUGUGGAGGGAAGGGUCCAGCAGUACUUCCGAGUGCUCCUCGCCACGCCCAACUCUCACGUGAAUCCGCCCCCGACGCCCGGAGGCCUGGCCCUGAUCCAACCGGAGCUCACCUCCUUGGCGGUCACCUUCGUCAGCCUGGUCAACUUCAACAAGCAGGUCUACAGCCCCUUCUACAUGAUGAUCCUCAAGACCCUGCUCUUCAGUAACGCGGCGCCUCCACCGGCAGCCACCGCACCUCAGGACCCCAGCAUACAGAACCCUGUGAACUCCAACUAGGACCGCCAACAUACCUACCGAGCCAGGAGCAAUACAAAGCUGGAGCUGACAACACCUUAUUUGAAAAAGGGGUGAAGAAAGGAAUGACUUAGCAGCUACCUAAAUCCACCCCCCCAGUGCUCGUUCUGAUUCCUUGAGGCUGCAAUCGCCACGUUUCAUAGACUUUAUGACAAAAGGGAAAGGCCUAUAUAUUUAGAAUCAUGUCGCCCAUUUUUAUAACGUUACAUUUCAUAUGCUUUAUGCUGUGCAUAAAAAUUGAUCUAUAACUGUUUGUUACACGUUGACAAAUCCAGAACACAAAAUGCUAUAUUAUUCAUUCUAUUAGCUUAUUCAUUGAAGUGCCACCGUUUGAAUAGAAAUAUAAAAAGUUUGUUUUUAACUUAUGUCGGCUUGUGAUAACUCGCCAUUAAACUGGUUAGGGCUCGGGAAAUGUCAUCUUGAUUGAAAACAAGAGACAUGUUUUAAUUGUUGCUUUCCAACAUGUCGAAGACAUGUUUAAAUCACUUGAGCUAAAUUAGGAGACUUAAAAUAUAUAUAUAUAUAUAUAUAUAUAUAUAUAUAUAUUAUAUAUAUUAUAUUAUAUAUAUAUAUAACUUUUUUGGGGCGGGGGACCCUGAUUAAUUGAUAUGAUUAUGGAAUCACUAAAUCUGAUGGAUUCUGACCUUUGACCUUUUGGAGAUAAAUAUAAUGCAUGUUUUAUUUUGUGUUAACAUUCGUUGGAAAAUGUUUUGUAUGUUAGACCUUGCAUAGUAUUCAAUAAUUUUGUUGGGUUGUUUGAAUGUGUUGACUUAAUGUAGAUUUUUGUUUUGUUAUUUUGUGUCAGUGGAUUUAUAAAGUUGCGUGCUUUAUACCUUCAAGGUACCAGUAUUAGUUGUCCUUCUAUACCUAUAUUUCCCUAAAAGCUAUCCAACAGCUGUAUGUUUCUGGACAUGUUAUGUAAUAUCUUAUCUUUUGGUUUAGAACUCAAGUCAUGAGAGGUGCUGAAGGUGUUUUGAAAUGUCUAAAACUUCCCACAAUGGAACUUUUUGGCGCAGAAUAAACAUUGUAUGUUGUUAGCUUUUAAAAUUCACUUGAAUAAAUACAUUUUUAUCUUCUCA
This is a messenger RNA of Oncorhynchus mykiss (rainbow trout), 3087 nucleotides long. RefSeq names its product T-complex protein 11-like protein 2. NCBI's taxonomy places the organism in Eukaryota, Metazoa, Chordata, Actinopteri, Salmoniformes, Salmonidae. The record is from RefSeq and is a predicted model, not a curated record. Gene Ontology annotation, biological process: signal transduction.